AUAUAAGUCAGUAUCUUCCUGGUUCUUUGUUUAACCAGCGCACUAGAGGCUACAGUAGCGUUGCGUGGGGGCAGCUCCAAUUUCAGACGGCGAUUCCUAGUCUACUGCUGUUGUAAUCCGAGUAAAGAAGUAACGAGCCAUGGCAUUGGUGGAAGAACAGAACACCGCCAUUCUCAGCGGAAAGAUCAAACGAUUCCAAGUGGACGUUCGUGUGGCGAUUCAAACGGCGCUGAGGGAAUGUGGCUGGCAGUCCCUGACUAAGGAGUUCAGUGUGGAGUCCUACACCCAGCUGGACAGGGAGGGGCUGGACCUGAUCGUGGACUGUGUGGACGAGGGAUUUCCCAACUUCAGGGAGGAUGUGCAGGCUCGAGUAAACGUGGCCAAGAGAAUGCACGCCACCGGGCGGGCAGAAGUGUACAAGGGUAGAAACCAGCACGGAUUCCACGAUAAGUUCUACCGGUACUACCUGUUUGUGCGCGCCAACACCAACGGUACAUACGACAUCUUCCUGGCCUACGUUUGCCGUAAGGAGGAGUUCGACUUCUUCUUGGCCGUCAAGAAGAGCAUCGCGGGAUCCAUGAACGUGAUCAGAAGCGUGCCGGAGAUCAUCUGGAAGAAGCUGGCAGGAGACUCCAAAGUCGCCCAGGCUAUCACAGAAGGGGUCAUAGGCGACGGCUCUCAGGCUGCCAGUGUUCCCACGUAUGGCGGGAUCCCAAACGACCUUGGCGACAAGCUGAUGGAGUUUGAGUUCGUGGAGAGUCUGAUCGAGCGGGGAACUCUGGUCCCUGAGGGCGAGGACGGGACCAAGUUCAAACUUGUCAUCUGCUAGAGACCAUGUCUAGUGCUAGUAUAUACAGUCCAGCGGCAAACCUGCGUAGUAGCCAGACUACUUCACGAUUCAAGAUAGCCACCUGUGUAGACUUUUCUAGCAACCUGUGUCUGUUUCUAGUACAUGUAUAAUUAUGAAUCGGGGGAGGGGGGCUGUAUCGGGGGGAUAGCUGUAUCAGCCAAUUAAAUCUAAAUAAUUCCAAGAACUUUCAGUCCUUUCACAAAACUUUUUGACAUCAAUCAUUCAAUGCGUGCGUAAUGCACGUGCUAUUUGUAACUCUAUUUAUGUUGAGACUCGGAAUGAAUGGCAUUUAUUGUAUUUCAUGACCCGAGACCAAAAUAAAACGUAAUUUAACGUAAAAAAAUAAGCAGGAAAUAAAGCUUUAUAAUUCUUGUAGUACAAACAGAGAGCAAUCUAAAAGAUGUUAGUAAUAUAAGUUAUAUGUUUCUGUACUGUUUGCUGGUGUAUAGACGCAUCUCUUUGUGACAUGGUAUAGAAUCUACGUUGACUUUUAUCGUUUAUCUUUUGAAUUACAAAGUGAGAAGUAUACGUGUAUUUGUCAAAGACCAAAAACAUUUUUUACAGAAAACAUGUCUUUUACAGAAAAUCUGUGCGCAAAAUCAUUGUAAGAUUUUCUCUGUGUGUACGAAACAUAUACAGAGGCUGAAAAGCAUGGUAUAAUAUCAGAUGACAGUGAAGAAAUGAAAGUUUUCAUGAAAUAUAAACAAACUUAAAAAU
Molecule: messenger RNA, 1567 nt
Organism: Branchiostoma belcheri (Belcher's lancelet)
Lineage: Eukaryota; Metazoa; Chordata; Leptocardii; Amphioxiformes; Branchiostomatidae
Exons: 6
Coding region: 140-829 (229 amino acids)
Source: RefSeq, a predicted model, not a curated record